Pezoporus flaviventris is the source of this 1086-nucleotide messenger RNA. RefSeq names its product aminoacyl tRNA synthetase complex interacting multifunctional protein 1 (gene AIMP1). Bases 54 to 1010 code for a protein of 318 amino acids. Gene Ontology annotation, molecular function: tRNA binding. The transcript is spliced from 7 exons. The record is from RefSeq and is a predicted model, not a curated record. Lineage: Eukaryota; Metazoa; Chordata; Aves; Psittaciformes; Psittacidae.
GGGGGUCCUUUUUUAUCCUCAGCGGGCGGAGGUGUGUGGCGGCGGCUCGGUUCAUGUUUUCAGCCCGUUUCUUGGUAAAGAUGGCAGCCAACAAUGCAGUGCUGAACAGACUGGAGCAGAAGGGUGCAGAGGCCGAUCAAGUUAUUGAAUACCUCAAGCAACAAGUUGCUCUGCUCAAGGAGAAAGCUAUCUUGCAGGCAUCUCUCCGAGAAGAGAAGAAGCUCCGUGUGGAAAACGCUAAACUGAAGAAAGAAAUUGAAGGGCUGAAACAGGAGCUGAUCCAGGCAGAAAUUCGAAAUGGAGUAAAACAGAUCACAGUUCCUCCUGGUACAGCCGUUUCUACAGCUUCGGUUUCAGAUGAUAUUUCACAAACUACAGCAGUCGCAUCAUCUACUGGUUCCAAGGAUGAAAAUAAAGGUGAAGAUGAAGAAAAGAAAAAGAAGGAAAAAGCAGAAAAAAAAGGUGACAAGAAGGAGAAGAAACAGCAGCCAGCUGCUGGAAGUAGUGAUGCAAAACCUGUAGAUGUUUCUCGACUGGAUCUUCGUGUUGGCUGCAUUAUCACUGCCAAAAAGCAUCCAGAUGCAGACACUCUGUAUGUUGAAGAAGUGGAUGUUGGUGAAGCAAGCCCAAGGACUGUUGUCAGCGGUUUAGUGAAACAUGUUUCUCUGGAUCAGAUGCAGAAUCGAAUGGCAAUACUACUCUGUAACUUGAAGCCCGCAAAGAUGAGAGGAGUAGUAUCUCAGGCAAUGGUGAUGUGUGCCAGCUCCCCAGAAAAAGUGGAAAUUCUGGCUCCCCCACCCGGGGCAGUACCUGGAGAUAGAAUCACUUUUGAUGGUUUUCCUGGAGAUCCUGAGAAGGAACUUAAUCCCAAGAAGAAGAUUUGGGAGCAGAUUCAACCUGAUCUUCAUACCAAUGACCAGUGUGUUGCUACAUACAAAGGAGUUCCUUUUGAAGUGAAAGGAAAAGGAGUCUGCAGGGCAGAGACCAUGGCAAACAGCGGAAUUAAAUAAAUAAAUGGUUGUUAGAAACUUUUUUUAGAUGUUGAGAUGGAAAGUAAUGCAAGCACAAUAAAAAACAUGAAAUGCA